AUGAAGAUUUUGAUAAUGGUUGAUUUUGUCCUUGCAGCUAGCUUGAUGGAUGCCACUGGCAGCUCUGAUCCACAGAACUGUUUUCAAGAGCAGAUACGACUUCAGGGCCAGGUGAGGCUUCUGGAACAUCGUGUGAAACAGCAGCAGUUAAAAAUUAUACAACUUUUAGAGAAGAAAGAGAUUCAGUACAGUGACAGAGGAGAUGAAAAGAGUGUCAUUGACUUGGGAGGAAAAAGACAGUAUUCAGAUUGUGCAGAAAUCUACAAUGACGGCCAUAAGCAAAGUGGAUUUUAUAAGCUGAAACCUAUCCAGAGUCCUACUGAAUUCCUUGCCUUCUGUGACAUGUCUGAAGGGGGUGGUUGGACUGUUUUUCAGAGACGUUCUGAUGGCAGCCAGAAUUUUAAUAGAGUCUGGACUGACUAUGAAGAAGGCUUUGGAAAUUUUGUUUUGACAAAUGGUGAAUAUUGGCUUGGAAAUAAAAACCUUCAUUAUUUGACUAAUCAAGGGAACUAUACUUUAAGAAUUGAUCUAACUGAUUUUGAAGGGGAACGGCGUUUUGCACAAUAUGCAAGAUUCGGAGUUGCAGGUGAAGAGCAUUCUUAUGAGAUGAGCUGUGGUGAAUACUCUGGCACAGCUGGUGAUUCCCUCACUGGUGGAUUUCAUCCUGAAGUAAAAUGGUGGGCUGAUCAUCGAGGAAUGAAAUUCAGUACUAGAGACAGGGACAAUGACAACUAUGAAGGGAACUGUGCUGAAGAGGAGAAGGCUGGCUGGUGGUUUAACAGGUGUCACUCUGCCAACUUGAACGGUUUGUACUACAAAGGCCCCUACACUGCGAAGACCGACAACGGGAUUGUUUGGUACACUUGGCACGGGUGGUGGUAUUCUCUGAAAUCCGUGGUCAUGAAGGUCAGACCUGCAGACUUUGAACCUAAUACUGUUUAAGUGUUUUAUUAAGAUGAUGUAUCUAGUUAAUCUUCUAGCAAAUCAAUCUAAAUUAAAACAGAUGGGCA
Molecule: messenger RNA, 1010 nt
Organism: Gavia stellata (red-throated loon)
Lineage: Eukaryota; Metazoa; Chordata; Aves; Gaviiformes; Gaviidae
Gene: FGL1
Product: fibrinogen like 1
Exons: 7
Coding region: 1-942 (313 amino acids)
Biological process (GO): negative regulation of T cell activation; regulation of immune response
Source: RefSeq, a predicted model, not a curated record